AUGUCGGAAAGCUGUUUGAACGCCGGGCGAGGAGGGAGGCGCGGGAGGGAGCGAGAUAGUAAAGCUCUGUCUCGGGUGUGCGCGCGGCGCGCGGCGCUCGCUCUACCCGGGCGCGCGAGGGAGGGGGCGCGCGGCCCCGAGGCGCGCGCCGGGCCCCGCGUGCUCGUGGGCGCGCGCAUGCAGCGCGGUGCGCCCGGCGGCCGCCUGGGGUCCGCGAGCGCAGCGCGGCUGCGGCGCCUCGCUGAGCUCCGCCUGGGCCCUGGCGGGGCGCGGAGGGAGCGGAGCGGGAGGGCGGGGGGAGGGGCUCCAGUCCGGGCCGCGGUGCGCCUGCACGUCACGGCUGCUCCGAGCCCAGCACGUCCCGGGAGCGGUGCUUUCUGCGCCUGGGAGCGCCGACCUGUCGCAGCUCUCAUUUCCGCACCGGGAUUCGGAGGGAUGGAUUGCCCGCCGCGGAGGGGGCAGGUCUCGGCCUCCGAACUGCUCGCGUUCCCGGGUGGAACAAUCCUAGUUUUUCUCAGCGAGGCUGCAAUUAACAUCUUACUUGCUCUGGCUGAUAGCGGCGACCGAGGUUGGGCGUUCCAUUCUCACUUCAGUGUGAGGAGUGAUUUGAGGGAGGUAAGAAUGGAUGUGAAGAAACAACUUAGGAGGCUACUGUGUAAGUGACCACACUGGUGUCAGUGGAGAUGGAGAGAA
Delphinapterus leucas (beluga whale) is the source of this 693-nucleotide messenger RNA. Lineage: Eukaryota; Metazoa; Chordata; Mammalia; Artiodactyla; Monodontidae. The record is from RefSeq and is a predicted model, not a curated record.